Acromyrmex echinatior (Panamanian leafcutter ant) is the source of this 707-nucleotide messenger RNA. It is a transcript of the gene mRpL13, whose product is annotated as mitochondrial ribosomal protein L13. NCBI's taxonomy places the organism in Eukaryota, Metazoa, Arthropoda, Insecta, Hymenoptera, Formicidae. The record is from RefSeq and is a predicted model, not a curated record. Gene Ontology annotation, cellular component: mitochondrial large ribosomal subunit; ribosome. Gene Ontology annotation, biological process: negative regulation of translation; translation. Gene Ontology annotation, molecular function: mRNA binding; structural constituent of ribosome.
UACAGGUUUUGGGCUGCCCUCUCUCAGGUUUUCUCUUUGAUAUUCAGUCUAUAUGCGUUCUUAACCUCGAAUUGAGAUUACUUCCAAUAAUAGUUUUAUAAAAGUGAAUAAAAAAACGCUUACUGUUAAUAAAUUAUCAUGUCACUUGCGCGACAAGGACAGCAUUGGGGUACAUUUGCUCGUAUUUGGCAUGUUUAUGAUGCAAAAUGGCAAGAUCCAUAUAAGAGUGCUGAAAUAAUAAAACAUUAUCUUUUAGGAACGUACAAGCCAAUAUAUCAUCCACUAAGCAAUUGCGGCGAUCAUGUAGUAGUAAUAAACAGCAAGGAAAUUGCCUUACGCGGAGACGAGUGGCGAAAACGUGUAUACUUUCAUCAUACUACAUAUCAUGGAGGUGCCACUUGGACUCUUGCAUGGGAAUUACAUCAUAAGGAUCCAACUUUGAUUGUAGAAAAAGCUGUAUACAGGGCAUUACCGAAGAAUUUACUACGAAGGCAUACCAUGCAAAGAUUACAUAUAUUUCCAGAUGAAAAGAUACCUGAAGAUAUGUUGAAAAAUAUUAGUAAUCAAAUCAAACAACUAAGAACUGUCCCUGUACAACUAAAUCGUAUUCCACAGACGGAAGUAAAUAACUUCCCACAACUUUUAAGAUAUCCCGAAAAUUAUAUUCUUAAAUAAGUUUAAUACUAUAUGAUAAUAUAGAUAAUAAA